CCCCGCCCGGCGCCGCCGGAAGUCGCGUGACCCCGGAAGUGGCGGGCGCGGGCGCGGCGCGGCGCGGCGACGUCCGUCACUCGGUCGGGAGCGGAGCGGCGCGGCGCGGUCGGACUCGGUGUCGCAGCCCCACCCGCGAGCAUGGCGGAGCAGGAGCCCACGGCCGAGCAGCUGGCGCAGAUCGCGGCGGAGAACGAGGAGGACGAGCACUCGGUCAACUACAAGCCGCCGGCGCAGAAGAGCAUCCAGGAGAUCCAGGAGCUGGACAAGGACGACGAGAGCCUGCGCAAGUACAAGGAGGCGCUGCUGGGCCGCGUGGCCGUGUCCGCCGACCCCAGCGUCCCCAACGUCGUGGUGACCCGCCUGACCCUGGUGUGCGGCACCGCCCCCGGGCCGCUGGAGCUGGACCUCACAGGCGACCUGGAGAGCUUCAAGAAGCAGUCCUUCGUACUGAAGGAGGGCGUGGAGUACCGGAUCAAGAUCUCCUUCCGGGUGAACCGCGAGAUCGUGUCGGGCAUGAAGUACAUCCAGCACACGUACCGGAAGGGCGUCAAGAUCGACAAGACGGACUACAUGGUGGGCAGCUACGGGCCCCGCGCCGAGGACUACGAGUUCCUCACGCCCAUGGAGGAGGCGCCCAAGGGCAUGCUGGCGCGGGGCAGCUACAGCAUCAAGUCCCGCUUCACCGACGACGACAAGACGGACCACCUGUCCUGGGAGUGGAACCUCACCAUCAAGAAGGAGUGGAAGGACUGAGGGGCCGCUCGCUCGGACCCGCCCCCGCCCCGCCCCGCCCCGCCCGCAGGCCCCCUGCUGCCUUGGUGGUCUUGUGUCUGUUGCUGCUUCCACCUGUGCUGUGGGGGGCUCCAGCCCCGCCUCCACCUCCCCUUGUCUCCCUCCAGGCCCUCACUGGCCCGGCCCGCCUGGUGUCCCGGCCGUGUGCCACGGGGCCGUUGUUGGGUUUCUAGGGCGCUCGGCCCCCUGCGUCUCGGCUGCACGCUCCCCGAGGGGGUGGGGGUGCAGUGGGCUGCAGGGCCAGGCGGGGUCCAGCUCUGCCCUCCCGGGCAGUCGUCAUCGCUUUCAGUGACCGUCGAACCAUGAUGCCUUAACGUGGAGCGUGCCGGGCCUGGCCGCCGCUCGCCCUGUCUGCAUGAGCAUGCGCCCACCGUCCACUGCCUGGCCCCGGACGGGGUCUGCUGCUCCUGGGGCUUGGGGAAAGCCAAAUUGCCAAAACUCCAGUUGCCUCCAGUCCCAGUGAGAGCUCGGGUGUCCUGGCGCCCCAGCCUUGUCGUCCCGGUGCCCCCGCCCCCCCUCCCCCACAGAGACCCGGGCGGACCCAGCCAGUGGCCGAGCCUUAUUGUCCCCUGGGCCUGCGGCCAGUGCUUGGCCUGUCAGUGUUUGUGUCUGGCCGCACCAGCCUGCCACCUCUACCCCCAGGCUCAGCUCCACCAUCCCGGCAGGCCCCCACACCCAGCCUGGACCCCCGAGGGACCAAGUGAUCAGCCGCAGCCUUCUGUGACCCUCCCCUCCCGGCCAGGCUCCACCUCACCCACAGAGCUGGCCCUGCUUCCCCUUUCUGACGGGAAAUAAAGUUCCCCUAUGGA
Molecule: messenger RNA, 1604 nt
Organism: Sorex araneus (European shrew)
Lineage: Eukaryota; Metazoa; Chordata; Mammalia; Eulipotyphla; Soricidae
Gene: ARHGDIA
Product: Rho GDP dissociation inhibitor alpha
Exons: 6
Coding region: 142-756 (204 amino acids)
Biological process (GO): Rho protein signal transduction
Cellular component (GO): cytoplasm; membrane; cytosol
Molecular function (GO): Rho GDP-dissociation inhibitor activity; protein binding
Source: RefSeq, a predicted model, not a curated record